Molecule: messenger RNA, 594 nt
Organism: Terrapene triunguis (Three-toed box turtle)
Lineage: Eukaryota; Metazoa; Chordata; Testudines; Emydidae
Gene: CDC42EP5
Product: CDC42 effector protein 5
Exons: 2
Coding region: 22-558 (178 amino acids)
Source: RefSeq, a predicted model, not a curated record
CUCUCUCUCUGUGCCCCCCAGAUGCCGAUUCUGAAGCAGUCCCCCAUUUCCCAGUCGAAGAAGAGGCCCCGCAUCGGCCGGGACAUGAUCAGCGCCCCGCUGGGGGAUUUCCGGCACACCAUGCACGUCGGCCGGGGCGGGGACGUCUUCGGGGACACCUCCUUUCUCAGCAACCAUGGGGGCCCCAAGGCCAACGGGCUGCCCCCCGCCACCGAGGCCCUGGCGCCGGCCCAGUCCCCCAGCCGCCUCUCGGGGUCCUCCGGCAGCCCGGCUGAUUUGGGGGGCAGCCCCAGCGCCCUGGAUUUGCCCCCCGCUGGCUGGGAGGGGGAACUGCAACACGCCGAGUCCCUGUUCUCCUUCGAGUUGGAUCUGGGGCCGUCCAUUCUGGAUGAGGUGUUGGGGGUCAUGGACAAGGGCGGGGAGCAGCCCCGGAGUGAGGACGUCAGGGCGGAGAGGCCGGUGGGGGGACAGGGGCUGGGCCACGGGGCGGCUCCCCAGGAAGGCACCGGGCAUGGAUACACAUUUGACGAUGAGCUGGAUGACGAGAUUGGGCUAUAGGAGAGGGGGUUCAGCUCCCCUCCCAUCCCUCCAUUC